UCAUUUUGACACGUUGGGUACGUAUAUUUAUCCCCCGUAGCUGUUAUUGUAUUGAUUUUAUAAGCGUGGUUGAAUUAUCAUAGGAAGUAAAUUUGACUUAUUGCUCAUAAUCACACCAAACAGACUCCAGAACCAAGAUGAAGAAGUCAAUCAGCAUGAAGUUGAUUGAGGUGUACUUGAUUUUUGCACUGGUUGUCAUCACAUAUUCAUCUGCCAUUCCAAAACCCGGUGAAGACAAAAAGAACCGUGUCCAUGAACAGAAACUGAGUGAUAUGGAACAUGAGCACGAAGGGGAACACAACCCUGACUAUGACCACGAGGCUUUCCUGGGGAAGGACGAGGCCAAGACAUUCGACCAGCUCACUCCUGACGAGAGCAAGGAUAGACUGGGAAUUAUAGUGGGUAAGAUUGACAAGGAUGGUGAUGGACAAGUGACGGAGCAGGAGCUGAAGGACUGGAUUCAGUACGUCCAGAAACGUUACAUUGUGACGGACACGGACAGGAUGUGGAAGGACCACAACAUCGAGGGCGACAAGCUUUCAUGGUCAGCAUAUAAACAGAGAACUUACGGAUCAGAUGACGAUCCCAACGAAGAAGACUCCUCAACAUUUAGUUACAAAGACAUGAUUCAGCGAGAUGAGAGGAGAUGGAAGACAGCCGACAAAGACAAUGAUGGCUUCCUCACCAAGGAAGAGUUCGCUGACUUCCUGCACCCCGAGGAGGCAGAGCACAUGAGAGACAUCGUCGUUAAGGAAACGAUGGAGGAUAUUGACAAAGACAAAGAUGGGUUCAUCAGUUUAGAAGAAUACAUAGCUGAUAUAUAUGACGAGGAAGAUGAUGAUCCAGAUACAAUCCCUGAUGAGGAUACAAACCUCCAAGAUGGGACCCCUGACUGGGUCAAGAGCGAGAAGGACCAGUUUAUUAAUCACAGAGACAAGAACAUGGAUGGAAAACUGGAUGAAGAAGAGGUCAAAGCCUGGGUCAUUCCCGAGGACUAUGACCACAGCGCAUCGGAAGCCUUACACCUAGUUAAUGCCUGGGACAUGUGGCCAGACAAAAAUGAGGAAGAGCCUGAGUGGGUCAAAACUGAGCGCGAAACAUUCAAAACUGUUAGAGAUAAAAAUGGAGAUGGCAAAAUGGAUCUUGAGGAAGUUAAAAACUGGAUUAUGCCCCCUGAUUAUGAUCAUUCUGAGGCUGAAACUAGGCACCUCAUUCACGAGUCAGAUUCUGAUAAGGACGGCAAAUUAUCGCGUGAUGAAAUCCUGGAACACUACGACCUGUUUGUGGGCAGCCAGGCCACUGACUUUGGGGAGGCUCUCACCAGACAUGAUGAGUUUUAAAAACGUGAACUUUAGUAAAAUUCAGUGCAAUUGCACAAUUGUAUCAUCCUAUCAUUAUCAUCAGGAUUAUUUUUACAUGUAAUUGGUGUAUAUUACCUAGCAAGAGAAGCUAAGUUCUUUGACUUUUAAUUAUUGUAGUCAGAAAAACAUGUACAUUAAAUUUUUUUAUGUACAUUCUGUACAAUUUCACUGAUAUACAGCUUUAAACAUUUUUUGCUCUAUAGAUAUUGUACAACAUUUAAAGCUAAAAAUGGACUCGAAAAGUUAAAGCAUGUAAAUUUCUUGCUUAUUGUAACAGAGCUUCCUUACUUUUGAUAGGUUUUAUACUGAAUAGAAAACCAAAAGUGGUCUUGUGUAUGUGUGUGCAUGUUUGUAAUUGUGUUGCCAUAGCUGUAGAGUAAAUGCCUUUAUAUCGGUGUGUUAUUAUCUCCAAAAUGUUCAAUACAUGAAUUAUAGUUUUGGUUUAUGGUAGAUUUUUUUUUUUUUUAUAUAUUUUUCUAUACAAUAUGCUUCCCAUUUUUUUCAUGUUUAUUUUUUUUGGUCUCCAGUACAAUUGUAACUUUACUUUACUGGAAAUACAUGUAUUGUUAUUUUAAAAAUAGUCAUUUGUUACAGUAUAUUGCUUUAAUUUUGAAUAUGUUAAUCAAACAGUUUUUCAACAGAGUAAUUGAUGAACAAUAUUGUAUUGUACACUUACAGAAAUAUGCAUGUGUAGUGCUACUGAUUCUAGACACCAAUGAUUUAAUUAUGUGCGACAGUGUAUACUUUUCAAUGAUCUGAAUGAAUCAUGAAGUUUUGUAAGAAUGCAUGCUGAUUUAGCAUCUGCUUUGUUUGGUUUAAAGGUUGGUGUGUGCAUUCGAGCGCAUCUACAUGCACAUGUAGAAAUGUUUACCAGAUGCCAAAUGUCACAACUUUUGCAAGUCGUUUUUUUUUUAAAGAUAAGCAUGAUAGAAUAUGAGUACAGUUUGUAUUCAGUUUUUAUUGAACAGAUUCUACAGUUGAUAAUUCAUGGAGUCAUUCAAACUUGAGAUUAUUUUUAAAUACUAGAAAGUAUAUUAACCACUUUUUGAAAGCAAUUAUCAUUUAAUGGUGAAUUAAAAAAAAUAAAUUGAGUCAUAAUCCUCAGAAAAGUUAAACUGGCAGACAUUAGUACAACAGAUAAGAUACAGACAGAAAACUGAACCAGUUUUAUUUUCCGUGCGCAUUUCCGAGUUAUGUCCCUUUGUUUUGUGUAGUUUUCUGUUAUUUAUAUGAACAAAUGAUACAAGACUCUUUAAAGCAUAAUUUAGGAGUGAAACACCAGUUUAAUGACAUUUUUUACCAGCAGAACUAUUGUAACACAGGUUGUAUGUUGCAUCUCGCCUUUAUUUUUAACCAGCAUUUUUUUCUAUUUUUCUUGCCAGUGUAUGCUAUAACUGAGUGAAUAGAUUUAUGAAAUUUGAUUGGAAAGGUUGAUUUACAAAUUCUGUUAUUUUGGUUUUGAAAAUGUUAUUUGAUUCAAUAUUCUGCAAUAAAAACUGGAUAUUGUUAAAGUUUAAAUAA
This is a messenger RNA of Magallana angulata, 2882 nucleotides long. Its product is annotated as calumenin-like. Gene Ontology annotation, cellular component: endoplasmic reticulum. The coding region runs from base 138 to 1340 and encodes 400 amino acids. Lineage: Eukaryota; Metazoa; Mollusca; Bivalvia; Ostreida; Ostreidae. The record is from RefSeq and is a predicted model, not a curated record. Gene Ontology annotation, molecular function: calcium ion binding. The transcript is spliced from 9 exons.